Messenger RNA from Lactuca saligna, 486 nucleotides. Lineage: Eukaryota; Viridiplantae; Streptophyta; Magnoliopsida; Asterales; Asteraceae. The record is from the annotation of a GenBank genome assembly.
AUGUCUUCGAGCUCAUCCACUUCAAGGAAUCAGCUACAAAUGACUUGUGCUCAAGUGCGAGAAGGGGUAAAGCUUUGUGAUUGUGACGUUCCAACUAAAGAACAUGCGUGUUGGAAGAUAACAAACCCUGGGAGGCGUUUUUGGAAUUGUCAAAACAGUUUGAUUGGCUAUUUGCAUACUAGGUUGAAGAAAUGUAACUUCUUUGAAUGGAAAGACGCUGAACAUGAAGAAGGGUAUUGCAAAAACAUUCUAUAUUCUCUGAAGCAGAAACUAGAUGCUAAAGAGGAUCUGUUUGAGAUGAAAAAUUUGAGGAUAAAGAUUGUUGAAGUGGAGUUCCUGAUGUCACAGGAGAAGUGUAAGGUGACAAAGAGUGAGAAAGAUAUUUCUGAUUUAAGGAAGGCAAUAGGCAGGUACAUGAUGAUAGUUACAUUGCUGUUUAAUGGCUUGGUCUUUUAUGUUUUGAAGUUAGGUAGUGACUAUAGUUAG